Molecule: messenger RNA, 3202 nt
Organism: Schistocerca americana (American grasshopper)
Lineage: Eukaryota; Metazoa; Arthropoda; Insecta; Orthoptera; Acrididae
Exons: 2
Coding region: 388-1368 (326 amino acids)
Source: RefSeq, a predicted model, not a curated record
GGGGUAUAAAUGGUCAAUGAGGGCACGGGAAACACCUCACUGCCUACGACAGGUGAUGAGCUUGUCCUUUACACCAACCUGAAGACCUGCCGGCUUUCACUACACCAUACACUUCAAGGAAGGCGUAUUAACACUACGUUGUCCAUAGUUUAAAACAGGCUUUGGAGGCAGCCAAUAAACCUGAAAGUGUUCUUCGCUUUUAUAUGAGGGCGUCACCACCAUACCCACAGCACAGAAAGCGUAAAAGCAAGUGGAGACAUACAUCCCUUGCUAGCUGCGGAAAUAGCAAAAGUUGUUGAAGAUGGAACUACGUCUGUGAGAAUAAUAAAGUUACACCUUGAAAGAUUUGUGAACAUAACCUUCACUGGACCAAACAAGCCAGAUAAUAUGAACACUACAUUUUACCCCACACAUCUCACAAUAUAUAGUCAUGUGUACAGGGCCCUUAAGAAAUUGAAGAAAAGUGUGUUUGACCAAGAUGCUUUGCAAAUGCAGAUUAAUGAGUGGCAGAAAGAAUAUAGAGGUGACAAUAUUUUUUUCAGGCCUUUUUCAGAUGUUGAUGGAGAAAUACAGCCAUUGCUGUUUUGUUAUGAGAGUGCAUGGCAGGAGGAUAUCUUAAAAAAAUAUGGAGAUGUAUGUUUGCUUGAUGCCACCUACAAAACAACAAAAUAUGACAUUCCUUUAUUUUUUGUUACAGUAAAGGCAAACAGAUGCUGUUUAGUGGUAGGUUUUUUCUUUAUUCAGGUAGAAGAUACAAGGUCAAUUGCUGAAGCGCUACUUGUUUUCAAGAGGUGGAAUACAAACUUCGACCCAACCUACUGGGUUACUGAUUUUUCAGAGUCCGAGAUAGCAGCAAUUAAAGAAAUAUUUCCAUUUUCAAAAGUGUACUUGUGUUCAUUUCACAGGGAACAGGCUCGGGGGCGAUGGGUUAAAAAGGGUGGGAAUCUAACUGUAGGAACUGAUAAAGAGUCCGUUCUGGAGCUGUGGCGCUAUGUUGCAACGUCUCCCACUGAGGAACAGUUCGAACUCAAUGUUGAAAUGUUAGAGACUCUUGAGGUUUUUCGUAGAAACCCCAAGGCACUUAUUUAUUUUAAAAAUCAAUGGCUCUCACUUGCUGAAAAGUGGGUGAGAGCUUUUGAGAAUAUUGGCAUAUUUGCCAAUAUUAGAACCACAAACGGUGUUGAAACAAUGAACGAGAAGGUCAAAAAGUCUUUUCUGAACUAUGACACAGACAAAACAUUAACAGGAGUUGUUAAGGUAUUAGUAAAUAGUUUCAUUCCUGGCCUCAUGAAAAAGUAUUGCCAAAUGAAUUCUGUUAUUAGAAAGAACAAUGAAGUUGUACCUGCAUUUUUGCACGGAAAGACAUAGGAAUUUAUAACACACUUGUGGAAACGAUAUUCUUCUGCAGAAGAAAGCUUCAGUAAGGAGUCAGUGUCAGUAAUAAGUGAGGGUGUUUUUUCCGUGAAAAGCGACACUUCAAAAGAUGUUGGGUAUACUGUAAACUUUGCGGAACCAAGUUGUACAUGUGAAGAUUACCAAAAGCACAAAUAUAUGUGUAAACAUUUUUAUGCCAUCUUUAUUUUCUAUCCUCAAUGGGGUUUUGACAAAGUAAAUGAAAAGUACAGAAAUAGCCCGUUAAUUUGUUUGGAUAGGACAUAUGGGUAUGGUGCAAGUGGCAGCUGUAUUUAAACAGACUGCGUGAAUUAGAGGAGUCCAGCUAUGAAUGAAGAGCAUAACAUUCCUGAACCAUCAGCUUCUUCUUCAUCUCUGUUUCGAGAGGCAAGAGAGAGAUGUCGGAACAUUAUAAAUCUCACAUACAAUUGUGACAAUGACACGAUAAAAAAAGUGUUAGAGGCACUUAAAAAUGUGGAACGUAUUGGAAGAUUGUCGAACCCUACAGAAAAUGGUCUUCCUUUAGCAGCGACAUCAUCUUCAAAAAUGUAGGAACACUCGUUUAAAUGGAGGCAGAAUUUGUGAAACACAUAUUUGCCCUUUUGCUUUUCUGGAUGUUCGUAUAGAUUUAAUAAUGAAAUGGAUUGAUCAGAGUAUGGUGAGUUAAGUGUCUACAGCAAUCACUUACAUUGGGAGAUUUUUCAGUUUUACAUUAAAAUAUGUGGUAGUACAGCAAAUUUAAAACUGGAAGAACUUCCCAACCAAAAUGAAAGUCAUGGUUACACAACUUGCCAUACCCUCAUAAAUACAUUUUACCAUCAAUAGUUAAAGUAGAUACCCAACUGUGUGCUGAUUGUGCUGCUACUGAUACUUUUUUUGUUAAAUAGUAUUGGUAGCAUGAAGCAAGACUGGAAGUACCAAAAAGCUCUUCUUUAUUUCUUAUAACAAUAAUAAUUAAUAUUAUUACACUUUAUUACAAACAUUGUCAGAGUUAUUGGAGAAAUACACAAUAGGUGGGACCAAUGGUCAUUACUGAAGGUUGAUACAAGAGAAGUAAAACUCUGAAUGGUUUCUAAAAAUCAGAUCUGAUCAAAUUUUACAGAAAGCUACAUGUAAAUAUACAGGAGUAAAAACUGUCACCACUGUUGUCAUGAGAUUUUCUAUAAUGCUAUAGCUAAGACUUUGUAUGUAGUGUCUGACAAUUCAGUAUGGUACUUUUCCAGUAAGUGCAGAAGUGCCUAUUUCAUAUUAGAGUUAGCAACCCGUGUGUGCACCUGUUUAAUGUUAAAAAAGAGUCGUUUUUAUAUAUGUUAGAUCAGAAGUUAAACGACAACACUUUUCAUGUAAAACAGAUGCACAUGCACAUGUGCCAUGUUCAUUUCCCAUUACUGAAAAAUGACUGACCAUUCUAACUACAUUUUAUGUAGGGUUUAUGUAAACAUUUGUAAUGUUUACAGGGCUUUCUUGUCUCUUUUGCAACAAGUGAGGGUUUGGCACUCAUUUAUGUUCCACUACAGUUUCCGCACAAAAUACUCAAACGUACUACUUGCACUGAUUCAGUACAAAAGUCAAUUUCUAAAGCAUAUGACACCAUUGCAUUGUUGUAUCUUUCUGUGCAGGCUCAGGGAUAUAUGUUUCAAUGGUAGGAUUUUUCUGGCAGUCUGGAAUGAGGUUAGAGAGAAAACUAUUGCUAAGACCAUAAAUCCAGUAAUGUUUCAACACCAUUUGUGUGUGAGUGUGAGUGACUGAGUGACUACUUCCAAAAGCAGUUCCUCAACCAUUGUCGCGUGGAUAUCUCUCUCUCUCUCUC